Molecule: messenger RNA, 2112 nt
Organism: Myripristis murdjan (pinecone soldierfish)
Lineage: Eukaryota; Metazoa; Chordata; Actinopteri; Holocentriformes; Holocentridae
Gene: ftr14l
Product: finTRIM family, member 14-like
Exons: 7
Coding region: 198-1703 (501 amino acids)
Molecular function (GO): protein binding; zinc ion binding
Source: RefSeq, a predicted model, not a curated record
CUGAAGCUGUCAACAUCUAAAUGUCCUAUUCUCUGUGGAACCCACAUUUUUAGAGCUUCUCACUUCAACUUUUCUUGGAUCUUUUGUUUAGCCUACUUGUGAAUGUGAACACAUUUCAUCACACUUUUUUUGUUGUCUUGCAGCUGACUUUAUUCCCCUGUGGACUUCAGUAAUAUUACUUUUGUAUCAGAGUGAAAAUGUCCCACCCCAGCACUCUGGACUUGGACAGAUACAGCAGCUUGGAGAAAUCUCGUCGCUCCACAAGCCGCAGGCAGUCCAGGACCCCGUCCAACAAUGGGGAGGUCCUGUGUGACUUCUGCUCGUCGAGGAAGCAGAAGGCGGUGAAGUCUUGCCUGCUGUGCCUGGCGUCCUACUGUGAGACCCACCUGCAGUCUCACUAUGAGUAUCCUGCUCUGAUGAAGCACAAACUGGUCAAAGCUACGGGCCAGAUGAGAGAGAAGAUCUGUGCGCAGCAUGACAAGCUGCUGGAAGCAUUUUGUCGCACUGAUCAGACGUCGGUGUGUGUCCUCUGCAUGAUGGAUGAACACAAACACCAUGAUACCGUCCCCGCUGGAACAGAGAGGACUGAGAAACAAAAACAGCUUAGUUCCACGCUGUACAAAUCUCAGCACAGGAUUGAUCAGAGAGUGAAAAAGUGGCAGGACCUCCGACAAGCUGUGGAAUCACUUAAACACUCAGCCCAGAUGGUCCUGGAUGAGAACGAGCGGAUCUUCACUGAGCUGCUACGCUCCAUAGAGAGGAAGUACACCGAUGUCAAGGAGAUGGUCCGCUCUCAUGAGAGGACCACGGUGACACAGGCGGAGAUGCUGCUGGACCGCUUGGAGGAGGAGAUCAUACUCCUGAGGAAGAAACACACCGACUUGGAGAAGCUCUCACACACUGAUGACCAUAUACAUUUCCUACAGAGCUGGCAGUCUCUGUCUGGUCCCUCGGGGUAUGAAGACCUCAACAACAUCGCCGUUGCCCCCUACUACUCUUUUGAUGCCACCAAGAGAGCCAUUGCUGCCAUGAGACUGCAAGUGGAGGAAGUCAGCAAGACAGAACUGAGUAAAAUCUCCUCUGCAGUAAAAGAAGUCUACAUUACACAAGAAAUAAGUACACAGACGAGAAGAAAUUCAAUACUGAUGGAAGAGCCACGGACAAGAGAGGAUUUCAUGAAAUACUCCUGCCAGUUGACCCUGGACACCAACACCGCCCAUCCCAACCUUCACCUCUCAAAGGGGAACCGAACAGCCACGAUGAUGAGCGAGCCAAAGAACUACCCGGACCACCCAGACAGAUUCGACCACUGGCAGCAGGUUGUGUGCAGGGAGAGCCUGAGUGGGAACCGUUUCUACUGGGAGGUGGACUGGAGGGGAACAGAGACAGAUGUCGCCGUCACCUACAGGGGAAUCAGCCGCAAAGGAAAUGGCAAUGAUUGCAGUCUGGGCUGGAACGACAAGUCCUGGAGUCUGUACUGCUCCGAGUCCAAAUACUCUUUUGUGCACAAAAAUAAGAGCACGGAUAUAUCAGUGCCUCAAUCAUCUCGUAUUGGAGUUUACCUGGAUCACAAGGCAGGGAUCCUUGCAUUUUACAGCGUGUCUGACAGCAUGCAUCUUUUGCACAGAGUCCAGACAGCGUUUACAGAGCCCCUGUACCCUGCAUUCAGUGUGUGGGGCUUUGGUUCUAGUAUAAAACUUUAAGAGAGUUGAGACAGGAUGACGCAAACACUUAUGAAUAUAUUGCUUUAAAAUAUGGAGGAUGUUUGAUUUGUUUUUCCCCAAUGUUUUACUGCUAAACUAUUGUAGGAACAGAAAAAAAUCCAUUUAAUUGUUCUUUUCAGAGUAUUUGGUCGGUGUCAUGUGUGAAGGGAAAAGCAUGGUUCACAUAUGCAGUAAUUCAAUUAUUAUUUUGUCUCUUCUUAAUUUAAUCUUACAUUUUAUAUUUUGCUCUAUCGUUUUUUUUUUUUUUUUUUUUUUUAGUAAUUUUUAUGAGUUAAAUCACUAUUGCUGAAUAUCUUAGUCGCGUUUUAUUGAUUCAUUGUGAUCUCUGGUCUUAUGUGUGGUUGUUUGAACUCAUAGCAGGACUACCUUUUUUAUAUAUUUUUGUACU